AUGCAAAUUAAAUUCUUGACUACCCUCGCAACUAUCCUUACUUCAGUUGCCGCCAUAGGUGAUUUAGCUUUCAACCUUGGUGUUAAAAACGAUGACGGUACCUGUAAAGACGUCAGCUCUUUUGAAGGUGAUUUGGAGUUCUUGAAAAGUCAUUCCAAAAUCAUUAAAACUUAUGCUGUUUCCGACUGUAACACUUUACAAAACCUUGGUCCAGCUGCUGAAGCUGAAGGAUUUCAAAUUCAAUUAGGUAUCUGGCCAAAUGACGAUGCUCAUUUUGAAGCUGAAAAGGAAGCUUUGAAAAACUAUUUGCCAAAGAUUUCCGUCUCCACCAUCAAGAUUUUCUUGGUUGGUUCUGAAGCUUUAUACAGAGAAGAUAUGACUGCUUCUGAAUUGGCUUCCAAGAUUAAAGAAAUCAAGGAUUUGGUUAAAAACAUUAAAGACAAAGACGGUAAAUCCUACUCAAGUGUCCCAGUUGGUACUGUUGAUUCUUGGAAUGUCUUGGUUGAUGGUGCCAGUAAACCAGCCAUUGAUGCUGCAGAUGUCGUCUACUCCAACUCCUUCUCAUACUGGCAAAAAAACAGUCAAGCUAACGCUUCAUACUCUCUUUUCGAUGAUGUCAUGCAAGCUUUGCAAACCCUCCAAACUGCUAAAGGUUCUACUGAUAUUGAAUUCUGGGUUGGUGAAACUGGUUGGCCAACUGAUGGUAGUUCAUAUGGUGAUUCUGUUCCUUCUGUCAAAAAUGCAGCUGAUCAAUGGCAAAAAGGUAUUUGUGCCCUUAGAGCUUGGGGUAUUAACGUUGCUGUUUAUGAAGCUUUUGAUGAAGCCUGGAAACCAGAUACUUCUGGUACCAACUCCGUUGAAAAACACUGGGGUGUUUGGGAAUCUGAUAAAACUUUGAAAUACCCAAUUGACUGUAAAUUUGACUAA
Candida dubliniensis CD36 is the source of this 927-nucleotide messenger RNA. RefSeq names its product glucan 1,3-beta-glucosidase (gene BGL2). Gene Ontology annotation, cellular component: fungal-type cell wall; extracellular region; cell surface. NCBI's taxonomy places the organism in Eukaryota, Fungi, Ascomycota, Pichiomycetes, Serinales, Debaryomycetaceae. The transcript has a single exon. Gene Ontology annotation, biological process: carbohydrate metabolic process; cell wall organization. Bases 1 to 927 code for a protein of 308 amino acids. Gene Ontology annotation, molecular function: 1,3-beta-glucanosyltransferase activity; glucan endo-1,3-beta-D-glucosidase activity. The record is from RefSeq and is a predicted model, not a curated record.